UUGGUACGUUGUAUCGUUUCAGUGUUCAGUCAAGUUCAAGCGAUUCGAGCGUUCUGACCAUUGACGUCGUCGUUAUAUUCGAGGAAUUGUUGUUUUUUCACGUUCCCCACUGUUCACAAAACUGCCGAGUGACUUGGGGAUCCCGCAUGAUCCAGUGAUCUACGCGUCGCUCACGAUAACGUUCCUCGCUCUAAGCGCAUUCCUUUCGUGCGACCGUAAGACCGUGCAUCGUGUUACAUGCGGACCUAUACAGUGCAAAUUUGGAUAAUCUGUUAAAAUAGAACAGCGUCGAGCAUAAAAAUAUAUCUUUGCGAAUCGACGAAUCGACACGUGAGAACGAGUAUAAUGAUUGGAUGAUGCUACGAGUUAAAGACGAAUCAGUGAAUGCAAAUUCAAGAACAGGCUUUUCGAUUAAUUUUUUAUUUUAUCUCAGUUUCGAAUUUUUAAUUGGCACUGUCAUCUCUGGUUUCUUAGUCAUCCUCGAUGUUAUAAAGUCUCUUCUGCCAAAACCACCAAGGGAUUUGAGCGGCGAUGUAGUUUUAAUUGCCGGUGUCUCGUCGACCCUCGGUGAAUUUCUCGCCGAGGAAUUCGCGAGGGGUGGAUGUUCUGUGAUCUGCGUAGAUAACGACUUUAGAUCCGUGGAGGAGUUAACUACCAGGCUAAAAUUGCGUUGCAAUAAAGUGAAGGGAAUCGGGCCUGACCAUAGAGAACACGAGCAGGAGACUGCAGGGCCCACAAUGGCAGCGUACGAAUGUAACCUGCUGGACCGUAAUGCCAUACGUGAGAUCGCCAAGAAGGUCGAGGAUGAGGUCGGUGGCAUCGAUGUCCUAGUGACCUGCGCCGGGCAACCUUAUCAAGAUAUUUUCGAUACAGCCAAUACUACUCUCAUGAGCCAUUAUUGGAUGGUGUUGGCAUUUUUGCCAUUUAUGCUACAACGCGACAGAGCGCACAUUGUCGGAAUUACGCCAAUUGCAUCCACCCAGGAUGUAUACCUGAGCUCGAGGGCGGCGAUCGCCGGUCUGAUGGAAAGUUUGAGUCAAGAAUUGAGCAAUCGUAAUAGUCAUCUUACCUUCCUCGCGAUUUCACCGACGACAACAAGCAACUCGACAAAACGAGAAGAACAAGAAAUAGCCAAAGAGGUUGUGCAGGCGGUCAGAAGGGACCAGUGCAGCAUUAGUAUUAAUUGGUGCUCGAAAAUGAUGUAUCAAAUAAGUUGUUGUAUCUAUAGCGCAAUAACAACGGUCUCACAAUGGCUUCACACGCAGGGAUGCGAUUAUUCCUUUUAAAUCCUGUUCUUGCUCAUGAAGCGUGAAGCAUUCCAGUGUCGGCACCGACAUGAGUGUGGGAAUUCGCGUUUUCUGUUAGCGAAUUCCCUCGAGAUGGACAGCAAAAACCUUUAAAAGUGUUUGAAAUUUGUGCAGCCAGCAGUAUCUUCUCACGAGUAUGCGAAGGAGAAUUAUUCCAAUUAAAUAUUCACGCAGAGUCAAAUUAGAAUUGUAAAUUGUAUAUCAUAUAUUACAAUAUUAUAGUACAUUAUACUAUAUAAAGAAGAUCCUUGUAGCUUUUAAGAAAAUAGAUUUUCUGUUAAUAAAAAUUUAAAAAUA
Messenger RNA from Wasmannia auropunctata (little fire ant), 1604 nucleotides. RefSeq names its product estradiol 17-beta-dehydrogenase 11-like. The coding region runs from base 354 to 1286 and encodes 310 amino acids. NCBI's taxonomy places the organism in Eukaryota, Metazoa, Arthropoda, Insecta, Hymenoptera, Formicidae. Gene Ontology annotation, molecular function: oxidoreductase activity, acting on the CH-OH group of donors, NAD or NADP as acceptor. The record is from RefSeq and is a predicted model, not a curated record. The transcript has 8 exons.